AUGGCUGGACCGAGGAGAUCCAAGCUCAAGAAAUCGGGAAAUGGUUUUCAGCCGCCGCCGCCCGAGGUAGACGAUGACGAUCUUAUGAACGACCUCAUGGCUCAGCUUGAUUCUCGAGACGGGACUGUCCAGGUCGAAUCUGCGGCUGUGCUGCAAGAUAUGACGUUGAAAAAGGAGAUUGAAAAGCAAGAGAGGCCUCAAGGAAAGCGAUCCAAGGAUAGGUUCAAAGAGCGACAGGCGCGGAAGGCGGCUACUCUGGCGAAUUCCUACGCGACAGAUGAUCCAGAGACCUCUCAACAAUUAGAAUUGGAGGCGAGACAGGAAGAAGAAUCUAUCAGACAGAUUAACCCAGAUGGACACUGCCUUUUCUCAGCCGUUGCGGACCAGCUCAGUUUACUCGGAAUCCUUCAGCCCGUCCAAGCAAACUAUGUUACCGUCCGUCUGGCAGCGUCCAGCUAUAUGCUUUCCCAUCCCGACGACUUUCUUCCUUUUUUACCCUCGACCAGCGGCGAAGACGCAGCGGGCUCCUACGACGAAGGCCUGAUAAGUCCCCGCGAGUUCGAACAGUACUGUACCACAAUUCGCGAUACGGGGGCGUGGGGCGGCGAACCUGAAAUUCUAGCGCUCAGUUGCGCCUUCAAUGUCCCUAUACAUGUCGUGCAAGGAGGUGCACCACCGGUUGUUGUUCAUAAUCCCAACGACGCACCUGGACAAGACGAUAUACACACUAAACGGGCCGUUCGUAUUAGUUAUCACCGGCGGAUGUAUGGGCUUGGAGAGCAUUACAACUCCCUCCGUCCAUCAUCAGGUCUGACAAAGGUGACUAGAGUUAUCGAAAACAUUCUGUCAUGA
This is a messenger RNA of Guyanagaster necrorhizus, 852 nucleotides long. Its product is annotated as cysteine proteinase. Lineage: Eukaryota; Fungi; Basidiomycota; Agaricomycetes; Agaricales; Physalacriaceae. The transcript is spliced from 4 exons. The record is from RefSeq and is a predicted model, not a curated record. Gene Ontology annotation, molecular function: cysteine-type deubiquitinase activity. Bases 1 to 852 code for a protein of 283 amino acids. Gene Ontology annotation, biological process: protein deubiquitination.